Molecule: messenger RNA, 1218 nt
Organism: Zea mays
Lineage: Eukaryota; Viridiplantae; Streptophyta; Magnoliopsida; Poales; Poaceae
Molecular function (GO): oxidoreductase activity
Source: RefSeq, marked validated
AUACGGACACAGGAUAUUUGGUCGCUGGAGACAGACACACGACACGACACAGACAUGCGUCGAGGUCACGAGGUCCAGAGCAGUAGGAAAGUAGUUUUCUCGAGGCCACGAGGUCCCCUGUACCUGUAGCUGUAGCAUGGGCGGUACAGCAGCACCAAUGCAAGCUGCAAGGCGAUCGAAUGAUACUACCCCACCGGCGUCGGACAUGCAGGUACGGUAGCGUUCUGUUUUUGUUUAUAAAUAAAAAAAAACUGCUCCGCGCUUUGCACACGGCCGAUCCAGGCAGCAGCAGCAGCAUGUUCCCACAGGCAGAUGCGCAUCCAGCCCACGAGCCUCUCGCCGGCCGGGUGGCCAUCGUGACAGGAGGCGCCGGGGGCAUCGGCUCGGCGGUGGCCGCGCACCUGGCGUCCCUGGGCGCCCGCGUCGUGGUCGGCUUCAUCGGCGACCCGGCCCCCGCGGACCAGCUCGUGGCGGCCCUCAACAACUCCUCGCCGGCAGGCAACAGCGACCCGCGCGCCGUGGCGGUGGCAGCGGACGUGUCGGACCCGGCGCAGGUGGCGCGGCUGUUCGACGCGGCGGAGGCGGCGUUCGGGCCGGAGCUGCACGUGCUGGUGGCCGCGGCGGGGGUGCAGGACGCGACGUACCCGCGGAUCGCGGACACGUCGCCCGAGCAGUGGGACCUCGCGUUCGGCGUGAACACGCGCGGCACGUUCCUGUGCUGCCGGGAGGCGGCGCGGCGGCUGGCGCGCGGCGGCGCGGGCCGCAUCGUCACCCUCUCGUCCUCCAACGUGGGGUCGCUGCGGCCCGGGUACGGCGCGUACGUGGCCAGCAAGGCGGCCGUGGAGGCCAUGACAAAGGUGCUGGCCAAGGAGCUCGGAGGGAUGGGGAUCACGGCCAACGCCGUGGCGCCGGGCCCCGUGGCCACGCCCAUGUUCUACGCGGGCAAAUCGGAGGAGCGCGUGGCCGCCGCCGCGCGCGAGUGCCCCAUGGGGAGGCUCGCCGAGCCAGCGGACGUGGCGCCCGUGGUGGGGUUCCUGUGCACCGACGCCGCCGGCUGGAUCAACGGGCAGGUCAUCCGAGUCAACGGCGGCUACGUGUGAGUGUACUGUGAUGAGAGGGAGGAGGCAUAGCUAGCUAGCUUAGCUUGGAGUGUCAGCGUGUCACCAACCGACAAUUACACGUGCUCCUUCCCUUAAUAAUAAUAAUAAUAAUAAUAAU